Messenger RNA from Cynara cardunculus var. scolymus (artichoke), 1423 nucleotides. RefSeq lists its product as uncharacterized. Bases 124 to 1152 code for a protein of 342 amino acids. Lineage: Eukaryota; Viridiplantae; Streptophyta; Magnoliopsida; Asterales; Asteraceae. The record is from RefSeq and is a predicted model, not a curated record. The transcript has 8 exons.
CUAGUGCUUCGAGUCUCGUCCCACUUGUAUAAUCUAAAAAUUAAAACCCUAAAAUCGUUCGCUUCAUCACUUCCAGCUUCAAGGUGUAGUUCUUCCCUCAAGAUUUCUUGUGAUUCCGCUACGAUGGUAUUGAAGCAAACAGCAGUUCUCUACCACUAUCCAUGUCCUGAUGGUGCCUUUGCUGCUUUGGCAGCUCAUAUUUACUUCUCUACUUCCUCCGUUCCAGCUCUCUUCUUUCCCAACACUGUUUAUUCCCCUAUCAAAGCUGAAGAGCUUCCCCUUAAUCAAAUUGGUGAUGUGUAUCUACUUGAUUUUGUUGGACCCCGAGGUUUUGUCAAGCAGCUCUCCCCCAAAGUUGAUCGUGUGAUAUUAUUGGAUCAUCAUAAAACCGCUCUCGAGAUGCUAGUUGAUGGUGAGUUUGCGGAUGAGAAUGUGACGACGGUGAUAGAUAUGGGUAGGAGUGGGGCAACCAUUGCCUAUGAUUUUUUCAAGGAAAAGAUACUAGCUCGUGAAAAUGGAAAUAAUUUGAGUGGUUAUGACCUCGGGAUUCAUGAGUUGGAACGCUCUCGGAGGCUGUUUGAAUAUAUCGAAGAUGCAGAUCUAUGGAGGUGGCGUCUUCACAACAGCAAAGCUUUCAGCAGCGGUUUAAAAGAUAUGAACAUUGAUUUCAACGUAACGUUGAACCUCUCGUUAUUUCAGCAGUUGCUAUCUUUGGAUCUAGAACAUGUCAUAAAUCAAGGCAUGCUUAGCUUAUCUCCGAAGCAAGAUUUGAUCGAUGAAGUUCUUGAGCAAUCGUAUGAGAUUGUGCUUGACGGUGGAGCAUCUGGACAUUGCCUGGCUGUUAAUGCUGAUUCUGUGUCUGAUCUGAGGAGUGAGCUUGGCCACCAAUUAGCUGAAAAAAGCCGCAAUCAUAACUUGAGAGGCAUAGGCGCGGUAGUCUACAGAGUACCCGAGCUUGAAAACGACCAAAUCCUAAAAAUAAGUCUCAGAAGUAUAGGCAGCGAAGACACGACGUCCAUAUCACAGAAACACAGAGGUGGUGGCCAUCGAAAUGCAAGUUCGUUUAUGCUAAACUGUCAAGAAUUUGAGAAAUGGAAGGUAGGUUGUACCAACGGCUCACGGAAAAUGGUGGUCGUAAAGCAGAAACAGUAGCUAGCAAAUUUGGAUUCGAGACCGUAUGUUUUCACUUUGCCGUUAUGGGAGCAUGGAUGUUCUCUUAUCCAUGGGUGGUUCUGCUAAUUGAUAUUGUUGUUGUAGUGUAAAAAAAAUUACGACCCUUAACGGUGCUAGCAUUGCGAUUCGUUUGGUGCUACCACUGGGCAUCGUAGCCAAAAAAAUUGAGAGGCUACAGUGUUAUAUUUAAGUUUGAGUUUUAAUGGUUAACCAUGGUGGAACACAAAAACUCUUAACUGUAAAUCGUUGA